Messenger RNA from Dicrocoelium dendriticum, 420 nucleotides. NCBI's taxonomy places the organism in Eukaryota, Metazoa, Platyhelminthes, Trematoda, Plagiorchiida, Dicrocoeliidae. The record is from the annotation of a GenBank genome assembly.
AUGAGCUCCGUUGCAUCUGGAACUGAAGUUACUUAUUGUUAUUGUGUGUACCAGACUGCAUCGUCUCUGCAUCUAUUGAACGUUCUGGUCCGACUUCAAACGAACUGGUUCUAUGUGCGCUCGAUUUCCUUGAAUUAUAUCAAUACUGUGGCAUUGACACGAAAUGGGAGUCAUGUAUUGGUGCUUUUCUUGGAACUGCAAGGACGAUGUGACGAUCAUAACAGUUUUCAGAUCUACGUCAAAGCGGACUGCACGUUUUUCUUCAUUUCCGCACACGCUUUGCAUGCGAUAUUGAUCUUCUGCUUACUGGAAAGUGUCAGGCUGGAUCACGUUCAUGUUCUCUGCACUGAAAAUUGGGAUACCACCUACAUUUGCUCCCCACACGGACUCAUACAGCCCGAUCAACAUACGAACCCUUGA